GGUCGCGCUGGUAAAAACAAUUACUCGAGGAUUUAGGCUUACAUUGUUUAAUUUCUGAAUUUAUAAUUUUAUGGUAAUUCUAUUUGAUGCGAAACGUAGAAGUCAUCAGUUAAAAACUUUACUUAACAUAGUAAAAGUUUAAAGGUUUGUUAGUAAAAAAAGUGUUUAACGUAACAAUCAAAAUAUUCAAUAGAAAGUUACUUUGAUACUGGAGUGUACAUGUGUUUAGUUUAGUUAAGCUAAACUUCCGCUUUAUCCAGUCAAGAUCAAGUUUAUAAUAUAGUUAGGCCUAGUUGUAGCAGCACACAAGUCACAAUUAAUUAGCUCCAAAAUUUGUGAGUAAACUAUUUGAAUCGAACUUGAGAAAUCAACUUUUAGUUGUUUAGCUUCUGAGGAACUAGAAUUCUCAAGCAAAAUUCCAAAACUUUUCUAAUAAUAGUUGUAAUGGCAUCAGCUGCACAGAAUACAUCUGUUAGUGUUACACUUACAGUGGAAACAAUUACAAACGGAAUCUUGGUGAAUGGAUCAGGAAGUGACACUUCACAAGAACCAGCUUUAAAGAAAAUGAAGUUGGAUGUCUUACUCAGAGACAGAAGAGUCGUCGUACACAAGGGAUCUACCCUCAAGGUGUGUCAAACUAGGAAAGGUCAACCUUUGUGACAGAAAACACACUGUAUGAGUUAUGUUGUUACUAGUAUUAGAAGUCAAAUGCUUAUUAGAAUAUAAGUCGUACCUAGCUAUAGUCAUGAAGUAUUUUGUGCAUUCUUUAACUACCAAGUCUUACUAACACAGCAUAUUUCUGAUGUAGAGUUCCAUGUAUCCAGAAGACUUGCCAGUGCUUUCUUCAGUAUUUUAUGAAAAAAAAAUUUUAUUUGUAGAAGUAUUUCUGCCUGUCAUAUGAACCUGUUCUUUAUACAGGCAUGAUUUCUAGUGGAGUAAAGUGAUACUGAAAACAAUGUUGUUGAGAUUUUACUCUUUUAGCAAGAAGGAAAGAUGGCAAUAUAAGGUUUUUUCCCAUGUUUUUUGUAAAAUAAAACGUUUCAAAUAGGUAAUACAUCUAUACCUUACUACUUAGGGAUUUCUCUAAGAAUAUUUAAAUUUCCUCAACGUGUGUAGUUAGCUAAGUUAUAAUGAACAAUUCUUAUGGAAUCUGAAACAUGAAGUUCUACCAUAUUUGGAGUAAAUUUUAACAUUGCUGAAGGUUUUUAGUUAAGUGGUGGCCUUGAUGGGCUGAGCAGCCUUCUGUCAUUUUGCUAAUGUUUAAAAGUUGGGAAUGCAACCAUAAAGAAGUAAUAAAGCAUAUUAAAAUAUUUUUUAUGUUACAGGUCUAAGUUACACUAAUGUUAGCCUAAAAUGGCAUGAUUAACUUUUCAGUUUUUCAUUAGUAAUUAUCAUGUUUGAGUAACAUUUUUGAUUAUCAAAAAAUUACAAGCCCUUGGUGCUCAAAAUAUGUCUUUUGCUACACAAUCGUAUAAUACUUAAGAAAAUACUUAAGAAUUUUAAAGCUUAUAAAAGUGUUUGUUACUAAUUACAGUUUUAUACUGGCUUUCUUGGUAGUGAUAAAUCAAGAGUAAUAAAACAAAAUUCAUUUAAGUUUUUAAUUUCCAGUGCAGAAUGUAAAAAACUGCAAAAAUUAUCAUUUGUUUGCAAAAGGUGAUGUAUUAUUUUUAAGAAAAGAAAGAAAAAGCAUGCAUUGUUUGUAAAUGCAUAAGUGGCAGUCUCUCCAUUUAGUAACCUUUAUGAGUGAACUUUGCAUUUGUAAUUAUGUACAUCUUAUCAUAACCUUUGUAAAAUAUACCUGAUGUUACAGAAUUUUUUUUAAUUUCUAGAAAGAACUUUAUUAAAAAGUUGGUGUAAUUCUUUAUCAUUUGAAUUAUCUAAAAAAAUUAAUUUUAGAGUCCCUCUAAGUCAUAAUCAUUUUCCAGUUGAGGUUUUCAAAGUACAUUUAUAUAUCACAACUGUAAAUUGUUAAAACCCUCACCACAUUAAACACAAGUGACUGAAGAUGAUAACAAGUACUACUGUAAGUGAAUGUAAAAUUAUUGGAUUUUAUUUCUCUAACCAAACAACAGGAGGGAGAAAAGGGCAGUACAGAAUGUUAUGCUUUGUACUAUAAGCAGAUUUUUUGUCUGAAAUGCAAUGUUCCAUUUCUAUACACUAAUGAUUUAACUUUUGUUCCAUAAUGUGAUUUUCAUACAAUUGGAGACACACACAAUUGGGAAACAACUUUAAAAGAGCACUGAUUCAUUAAAAUUAUUAAAUGCAAAAGUGACAACACUAGCUUCAAAGCAAAACGAGUUAUUUCACAACGUUCUGUCUUUUGAUACAGGUAUUAAAAGAAAUUUAAUUUACAAUACUAUAUAAACAUAAAGUAUUAAAUGAGUACAUAAGUGUUGAAGGAUAAACUCUCAGGUUUCAAAAUUUGCAUUAAAUAGGAUAAUUGUAAUACAUAUAGGGGACAUUAUUUUAAACUAGCUGAAUUUAAAAAAAAAAAUUAAAUAACACCUUAGUGCUGACAGUCUAGCACAAGAAUGAAAUAUAGGUUUUUCAAGUGAAAUACAAGUAAAAAUAAAUAAAAAUCAAAAAUUAUUUCCAUGAAAGCCCAAGUACUACUAAAUACAGGGUUAUGCACAUAUACUCCAACUAUUAAUUUAUUAAUUUUUUUCUUGAUUUUGUAAUUUAACACAAACAUAGAGCUAAAGACAGUAUCCUUUAGCUUUCAUGGAUCCAGAUGUUAGGUUCAAGUUAGGCAGAAGUCAUGUGACCAGAUAAAUACCUUUAAACUUUGACAUCAAAGUUCUGACUUUACUUUUUAUUUCCCACAACAAGAUUCAAGUGAUUUAUUUUUUUGACUGUGCUGAAGGCAACAAACAGUAUCAUCACACUUGGUUUCCAAAUUCUAGACAUUGGCCAGACAAAUUGCUGAAACAAUACACAUUCUUUGAACUCAGGAAGCACAAGACAGGAUAAGUCAUUCAGCAUUCUCAAUCAGAUAUCCCCAUGUUUAGUAUGUUAAUAUCAAUUAUACAAAUCUGUUGUUAAAGUUUAUUUCAGUACAAAGAAAAAAAAAGAGUUAAAUGUAUAUAAAUAGACCUAAUUGGAAAAGUGUUAAUGAUGAUUUGGAAGAGUAUCAUGUGUGUAUUUUUUUAACACACAUAUUUGUGUUUAUUUGAUUGAUUGUUUGUUGCAGGAGGUAAUUGUUAAUUGUGUAAGAUAUAGACCAUAAAGAGGUAUUAUUCUGGAAACCCCUUUUAAUUUAACAUUUUCUGCAGAUCCCCAAAUAUGUCAAUGGUUUUUGGUUUGUAAAAAGGAUUCUGUGCACUUGAAAAGCUACUCCAAGAUUAAAUGUUUUAAUUCACAUAAGUUUGUUUUUACAAAAAAUAUUUUUAUUCUAUCUAUAAGUCAUAUUUUUCUAAAUAUGUUUUAUAGAAUUUUAUACAUGACUUGCUGCCCCCCUGGAGUACCUUAGUGGACCCCAGUUUGAGAAAUGCUGCUGUACUAAUUACUUAUAGAUAUAAUUGCAUUUUAAGUAUGCAGUCCAAUCAAACUUGUACAUUGCUGCCCAUUAUGGUAUUCUUCCUUCACUCAGAAUGUUUACAGCAAAUUACUUUAGAAUAACCCUUUGGAAAAAAAGUUUUCUCUAAUUUUUCAAUGGCCUUUCAUUUUAGGCCAGAAUUUGACAAAACUACUCAAUUUGUACUACUCAAUUUGUCAAGAUAUAAGAAAAAGCAAUGUUAUGCACAUAGGCAUGGAAAUCCUGCUAAGUCUAAAAAUCAUGACCAACACUCGAAUGUAAAUUAAAAAAUGAAAAUGCAGGGAAUUUAUAAAAUGGUUUUGAAUUAUUUUGCAUGGUGACAUUAUUUAUUCAAAUUGCAAAAAAAUAAAAUAAAUGAAAAUGGUUUAUCUUAGAUUCUGAAAAAAGUUUUUCAGUGCUUAAAAUUGCACACACACACACACAUCAUGGAAAUAAUUAACCUCUAAACAAACAACAUUUCCUUUAUUAAAUGAUGUUUUCACAUUGUGAAUAUGUUUGAUAUAGAAAUGUGAAGAUUCCUUAUUUUUCAAAACCUUGUUGGCACUUGGAAUGAGAAAUGAUUUCUCCCUGUUUUAGGAGUCUGGUUUGACCCCACAUUAGGUGUGGUUUAAACUUGCAAAGUUAGGUAAAACUACAGAGAGAACCCCUAGCUGUGACCACUAACAUAUAAAGGUUCAAUCAAAAUUAAUUUGUAUUUAUAUUUGAGCUUUAAAAAUGUUUAAUGAUAGUGAUUCAUAAUUGUUGUUGCUAGAGCUGCAAUAUAGCAUUGCUUUCUGUAAUUUCUUGCUGAUUAUGAGGAAGCACAACAGUUGUAAUUGAUUUGACAUGGUGUAGCAGAAUUAACAUGUAUAAAGACAUGGCAGUAUGUGUAAGAAGCAUCUUGAACAUUGAAACCAGCAUUUAUUCAUCCUUCACAUUGUGUACAAUUAAAUUUUCUGUUUAAGUAUUAUUAGUUUUCAAAAAUGUCUUACAUUGGCAUGAUUUUAAAAUAAACUUAAGUGUUCCCUCAAUGCUUUUUAAUUAGGAAUUCCUGCUAAAAGAUUGCAGUGUUGUUAUUUUUUGAGCAUAAUCAGUUAGAAAAUCUUAAAACCAAUAUUUUUUAGUGUUCAGAUAAAUGUAAUUAUAUGUACAUCAAUAGAAUGUACAGUUUUUUGUUUUCAUCAACUCUGAAUAUAGUUUUUUAGUCAGUUGUUAAGAUAAAUUGACAUAAUAAAAGUUCUGUCAUUCAUUUUAUUACUAAAACAGAAACAUUUCUUUUCAUAUUGUACAAUCCUAAUUUCUCAAAACUACUAAAAGUUUGAGUUAAAUUUAUAUUAAGUUUACUACCAGUUCUGGCAAGCCCUUCUUUAUUCAUGUGAAUUUUAAAAGUCACAAAGUGACAGUACUUUAUGAAACUUUGUGAAUCUGACUUUAAGCCUAAAGGAAUUUAAUUUCGGUAGUCAUUAAACACCUACAUAUGUGUGCAGUUUUGCUAUUGCUGUAGAACGUCUUCAAUUUUUUUAUGUGCAUAUGUAAUAUGCUUUAAUGACUUUCUUUUUUAUUUUGGUAGUAUUUCUUUCUAGAAAUGUAGCAGUCAUCUAGGAGUGGAGAAAACAGUUUCUUUGUUGCUAUGGCCUACAUGUACGACAAAGAAUGUAAAUAUAUAUAUAGAUAUAUUUGUAAAUGCUACCAAGUUAGGCUUUGACUGAAGAAUUUUGUUUUCAGGCUGUAAAUCUUAAAUAUUGAAGUGGUUGACACUUUAAUAUUAUAAUCUGGAGUAGUGCUUAAUAGUUCUGAGACUAAUUCUCAUGUUUUGCUGUGAUAUUUCCUUUCAAAACUCCUGAGAUUUUGACAGUAUCCUAAAACCUUCUGUUUCACACUAUAUUUGUGCUUAUUUUUUCAUUUCAUCUACACGCUUGCUAUACAAAACCACACUAGACUUUGAAAUGAGGCACUUGAUGUUAAAAAAUCAGAUUUAAGAAUGGGCUCAUUAUUCUUACCUGUGCCCCAGUUUGAUUAGAAUAGUUUGUAUUAUGUAUAUAAUUUAUGCUGUGGGUACAUAUAAGAAUAUUCAGUAGUUAUUUCCUGGUCUUGUAAGUCUUACCAACAGUAACUUGAACAAAAUUUAAUUAAAAAUAGUUUUUUAAAAUAGCUAUUAAAAUGUUUAUUUAUGGUUUUAUAGAAUUUUUCUUUAAUUUCAGCUAUACUAAUUUCAUAUUAGCACACACUUUUCAUAUUAGCAUAUUCUGGUUACUACCUUAUAUGUUAUAUGUAUAUACAUUAUAAUCGGACUGGGAAAAGAAACACUUUUUCAAAAAAAAUGAGGUGAUAUGUUUAAGAAAUACAUAUUGAUGGCCUUUUAUUUCAGUCAGUGUUAUCUGAAGUACACUGUAGUACUGCAUGUUAUGAAUUUGGGUUACGAAUUUACUCUAAGAUAUUGCAUAAUACAUCAUUUGAUGUAAUGUGUCUUUCUAUUUUUACUUGCAGGAAUGGACUGGCCACAAAAUACCACAUGUUUUCAUUGAUGUAGGCUUAAUGAAGUACUCACAAAUGCAUCAUAUCAUCAAUAAAUUGAUAUAUAUAUUAUGGCUUCGUUAUUAAGUUAUUUUUAUUCUUUUUAUCAUUUUGAAUAAUUUGAUUUUAGUAGACAGUUUACACUAGCUCCAUUUUUUGCAUAAAAAGCUAGAAAUUAAAUCUGUAUAGACUAUUGUAAGGCCUUCCAACAUCUCCAAUUUGGUACUUUUUCAGGUCAUCCCUUUUUUUCCAAAAAUUACUAUUUUUCCCUGUUUUGGGGGGAAUGGGGCUGUGUGUUACCUUUUCAGGUUGAUUGUUUGUGGCAGAAACCUUUCGAGUGACACAGGUGUUCAGAUAUCUUUAAGGAGGUUUUUUUUCAUAUUUAGAGAACUUGAUAUGAGUAUCAAAUAUAUAGAAAUAACAGGUAACAAAAUUGAACUCCAUAGUGAGUCAGGGGUGUGAAAUUUUCAGAAAAAAUUCUUGUCCAAGAGAAAAAAUAUUCUACAAAUCUAUUUCCCUCUUUCCUCCACAAAAUGUAAAAAACAUAGAAUAUAAUUUUUAAGAUUUUGCUUUUAUUUAACAGUUACCAUAAUAAGGACAAUGUCAUUGGCAGCUCAGUUUGAUUGGGAAUUGUGUAUAACAUGUUAUACACCUAAGCUAUUUUUAUAUACAUAUAUAUAUAUAUAUAUGUAUUUUAUGGUUUUUAACAUUUAGUUAUUAUGAUUUUACAGUGCAACAUGUAGAAUACCCCAUGCACAAACUGUUUACAUUAAUGGAUGUACGUAGUUUAAGUAGAUAUGUUACUUUGUGUAUGUGACUGUGAAUUUGUAAGUUAAAGGGAUAUGUAUAUUUAGUUUUGGUUUGAAGUAUAAAAGUAUGCAUUUUUUAAAAAGAUUGUGUGUACGUGCUAAACUUUUGCACUUUAGAAUUUUUAGUUUCUUGUAUAGUUCCCUAGAAAUUUACCUGGAGUGUGAAAAAUAUACAUAUACAUACUUGUCAAAUGGGCAAAGUAUAACAGUAAAACUUGUCAUCCCAGACGUUGGACAAUAUGAAUUCCACACCCCUGUGAGUACACUGUUAAUUUCUAAGUAUUUAUUAAUUGCCAUCCCAAAAUGUCAUGUCACCCUAUUACCAUGAUAUUUUAAUAUAAUGCACUACUUUUUCAUUAAUUUGCCCUAUGAUGUGCCAUUGGAGGGCCUACAAUAAGAUGUUUUUGGUAAUAACAAAAUUAGUAAUGAGACCAUGAUUUAUAUAACUGUAAUAUUUAUUUAUUUCAAUUCCCUAGUUUUAAAAUUUUUAAUGAAAAUAGUAUUUAUUAAUAUUUAUUGUCUUGAAAAAAGUAAGUUGUCCCCAUUUUAUAGAAUUUCCAUGGACUAAGAGAUUUUUCUAGAUCAUUGUUAUAAAUAUAAAAUAAAUUAACAUUGUUUUUAAGAAUACAGUAUUUAUUACUGGGUGGAUACAGUAAUGGUUUGUAUCAGUAACAUUAAUUUUUACCAUGACUGGGCGAUAUACAGUAUUCAUUUUGGUGACCAUGCUGAUGUUGAUAUGUUUCGUUCUUUUCUCUUUUUUCUUGUAUUUUUGUACUGUGUAGUUUGAAAGCAAAACAAGAGAAGCAACCUGCUCACUGCACAACUGCUCUUGCUCGUGCGAAUCAUGCAAAAAGCAGCUCAAAAUGCUAGGAGCUGUGAGAUUUGCUUGACUGACAUAUCAGUGAAACUAAUGUGGCCAACACAAUGACACAGCAUGAACAGACUGGUCCAAUCUUAGCAGGACCUGGGGCUAUGCGAUCCCCUAGCUCACUGUUAGGGAUUGGCCUUCAGAAGCUGACAUCUGAGCAGCAGGAAAUGGUUACUAAAGCCAAGAAGUAUGCCAUGGAACAAAGCAUAAAGAAUGUUCUGAUGAAGCAGACAAUAGCCCACCAACAUCAGCAACAGAAGCUGCUCCAGUACCAUCAGGCCUUAGUCCUCAUGUGUAGAGUAUAUGUUGGAAGUAUCAGUUUUGAGUUGAAAGAAGACACUAUCCGUCAGGCAUUUUCUCCCUUUGGCCCAAUCAAGUCUAUCAACAUGUCAUGGGAUCCACUUACACAGAAACAUAAGGGCUUUGCUUUUGUUGAAUAUGAAUUAGCUGAGGCUGCUCAACUUGCCCUGGACCAAAUGAAUGGAGUCAUCAUUGGUGGAAGAAACAUCAAGGUGGGGAGACCUAGUAACAUGCCCCAGGCUGCACCAAUUAUCGAAAAGAUAGUGAGUGAAGCUAAAGUAUUCAAUCGUAUAUUCAUUGCUUCUGUGCACCAAGACCUUAUGGAACAAGAUAUUCAAAGUGUAUUUGAAGCCUUUGGUAAAAUAAGGUCAUGCAAGUUGGUGCCUGGAAGCAUUCCUGGUAAACACAAGGGGUAUGGUUUUAUUGAGUAUGAAAGUUCCCAGUCAGCUCAAGAUGCUGUGUCAUCCAUGAACCUGUUUGAUCUAGGUGGCCAAUAUCUUAGAGUUGGAAGAGCUAUAACUCCACCUAAUGCUUUACAGACACCAAGCUCAAGUGGUGCUCUACCAACUGCAGCAGCUGUAGCAGCUGCAGCAGCAACUGCCAAGAUACAGGCUAUGGAUGCUGUAGCUUCUAACACUUUGGCCCUUGGUCUAGGGAAUGCUGUAACUCUCCCACAAGUAAAUCCUAUGGUAGCAGUUCCAGGACUGACCAUUCCCCCACCAGCUACUAUCCCCCCUCCUGGGUUAGCUAUACCGUCGCCAGUCUCCCUCUCCAGCACUGGUCUGACCAUUGGCCAGACAGCAGCAAUACCUCCUCCUGGACUAGCUGUCCCAAACUCCAUAUCACCUGCUGUGGCUUCAACAAUUCCUCCACCUGGUUUAGCCAUUCCUACUGCAGUUGCCAUUUCAGGAUCUGGACUGACAGGUGCCCAGACUGCAACCAUUCCUCCACCAGGACUGACCAUUCCUACAAUAGGUUCUCCUGGCCUCAUAACAACUACAGUUUUACCUCAAGCUGUGAUGGCAGCUAGUGCCCCAGGCUUAAUAACAGGUGUAACACCAGCUAAGACUAUUCCACCACCAACAGUAUUGACUACCCUACCCCCUGUAAAAACAGAUAUGGGACAGCAUGGUAUUAAUGUCACUUCAGAUAUGCUCUCAGUCUCCACAAGCACCACUCAGAUGACUCCUGCAGUCAGUGCUGUAACUACAACAGAAACUGAACAGAAACAAGAAGAGCUGGCCAAGAAGAUUGCUGAAGAGCAAGAACCACAGACACUUCAACAGCAAGAAAACAUGGUGCUUAAAGGUUCUAAUGCUCGACACAUCCUGAUGCAAAAGCUGAUGAAACGGCAAGAGUCACUUGUUGUGGUGUUACGCAAUAUGGUUGGAGUUGAAGAUCUUGAUGAUGAAUUGGAGUCUGAAGUAACAGAUGAGUGUGGAAGAUUUGGAAAUGUUAACAGAGUGAUAAUUUAUCAAGAGAAACAGAGUGAAGAAGAUGAUGCUGACAUUAUUGUCAAAAUCUUUGUUGAAUUCUCUCAGUCAUCAGAGGCUAUUAAAGCAAGGGAUGCUCUGAAUGGAAGGUACUUUGGAGGCCGCACAGUCAAGGCAGAACUCUAUGACCAGAUUUUGUAUGAAGCAAAUGAUCUAUCUGGUUGAUAAUUAAUUAUUUGUUAUUGUUAAUUUGGAAAAGUUGCUACAUGAACUGUAUAAUUUUGUAUGCAUAUUCUCAAGUUGAAUAUCCUUGUUUUCUUUACUAGUCUUUUUCAAAAAGAGUUCUCUCUAAAACUGCUAGUAUUAAAAAAAACAUUAAUGGAUAUGUGGAACAUGGUGCAUUGCAGUAUCACAAGAGUGUGACAUUUUUAACUGUAAAAAAAUUAAAUCAAAUCAUUGAUUUUUUUAAGCUUUUAUGGGAGGAUGUUUUUUGUUACUCUUUAUUUCCUGAUGCUAAAAAGUUUAGAUAUAAGAAUUUCAGUAAUUUUUUUCUUUCUGAAACCUUUGUAUUAAUUAUUCAGGUAAUAAAUUUUUUAUUUUUCAGGAAACA
Molecule: messenger RNA, 10048 nt
Organism: Limulus polyphemus (Atlantic horseshoe crab)
Lineage: Eukaryota; Metazoa; Arthropoda; Merostomata; Xiphosura; Limulidae
Product: poly(U)-binding-splicing factor half pint-like
Exons: 14
Coding region: 7762-9663 (633 amino acids)
Biological process (GO): regulation of alternative mRNA splicing, via spliceosome; alternative mRNA splicing, via spliceosome; mRNA splice site recognition
Cellular component (GO): catalytic step 2 spliceosome; precatalytic spliceosome
Molecular function (GO): RNA binding
Source: RefSeq, a predicted model, not a curated record